Paramormyrops kingsleyae is the source of this 6281-nucleotide messenger RNA. Its product is annotated as enhancer of polycomb homolog 1. NCBI's taxonomy places the organism in Eukaryota, Metazoa, Chordata, Actinopteri, Osteoglossiformes, Mormyridae. The record is from RefSeq and is a predicted model, not a curated record. Gene Ontology annotation, biological process: regulation of transcription by RNA polymerase II. Gene Ontology annotation, cellular component: NuA4 histone acetyltransferase complex.
GGUCCUACAGGGUUUUCGGGCCUGGCUAUAAGUGCCAGGAGGGGCUCAGCUGCCUUUAAGAGCCAUUUGCUCUGGCAAGAUAUCGGUACAGAUGGGUAAAAAUUACUGAUUAUCAUAAGUGUCAGCUAAUCGACAAAAACGGUGUUAAAAUCCUUUGACUUUAAAGAACCAGCUUGAUGGAUCAGGCUCCUGGUGUGUCUAUUAAGUGUGGAUGUAUUUAUCGCAGCUGGGGUCGCAAUCACUGGUGUUGCAAAAAGAGGGUUUCUUUGAACGAGUAAAUGAAUUUGCCUGGCUGGUGGUAGCAGCCAUCUGAUUUCAAUCCGAGGAAAAGCACAUGGAGACUGUUGCUCUGAAAUGCGGCUGUUCGAUGUGGAGGCUCCGUAGUUCUGGACUUCAGGCUUGUCUCUUACCCACUUAAAUGUCCUCUGUGGUGAUGCUCUAUAUGGCUGAGAUGUUUGGUUUCUUGAUCUUAAAAUUUUUGGUACGACGUGCUGAAGUGGUUAGCUUAGCCUUACCUAGUCAAAUUCCCAGUCGCGGCCUAAAUUUUAUUUAAUGCCCCUUUUAUUGUUUGCCUGGUGGUAGUUUGGAAUAGCCUCCUUGGUAUUAAAGUUUUCCCUCAGUGUUCUUUCACAUAUUAUAGGUGGAAGGUCUAUGGUCUCUGCAUAAUACCAGUCUUGAGGCAGGUAGCUAAGCUUGCUAAGGGGCUAGCUGGUCUUGGCUGGGUGAGUUGUAUUUCUGGUGGGGUUUCCUUGGCCCAUGUGGUAGCCAGCUGUCUACCUUUAACAGGUUCGAAGCAGGGCAGAGAGGGAGGACUGCGAUUUUAGAUGUUUCCCCCUGCCUGCUUGCCAGUCUUUAGCCUGUUGGGAUGGUUUAAUCUUCUUGAGUGGUCACAUGCCUGGUGGGCGGAGUCCUGGCCGCAGUUCACUCACUGGGUGCCAGCACAGCCUGUGGUGGCCCAGAGUAUGCAGUGGGUUGUUUGGACUAACAUUGUGCUGGUUAGUCCUUCUGCCUGCUUGGAUGACUUGGAUGCUUGUGGUGAAUCUGUUCGUUCCAGCAAAUGUUUUUUAAUGAAUUGGAUCUUUCUACUGUUAAAGCAAUGACGUCAAAGGUUUUUCUGUGGUCUGUCCUUCUCGUCUUGUCCUCAGUGCUGGUGUUGGUAGGAUGCUUGCAGGGUGGACACCAAAGCUCAGUGAUCUCCACUAGCUUUCAUUCACCUGACAUGUGCCUCAGUGCAGUUGGACCUCCAGCUCCUUGUUGCCUACGGUAGCUAGUGUGCUGGCUUUCUACUGCAUCGUUAUCCACCUCCAGUGACUCAAGUGCAUGAUUGUACUUGCGUUCAGCUUCUUAAUUGAUUAUGCCAGCACGAUUGAGUGCAGUUAAUGGGAUUCGGUAUGUGCCAGAUGGCUGUGGUUCGCUGUAUUGGUGCCGGGUGCUGGCUGUCCCAAGCUGAUCUCUCCUGGACUAAAAACCCUCCCAGUGUCCAUGGAUGAGUCAUAUAGGCAAGUUCUCCAGACAAUAAUGGGUCUUGAAUCCAUGCAAGAAAAUUAAGUAUUCCGUAGCGUAGAGUGUUCUCAAGGCAACCAUGGAUUUAAUGAUGAAUUAUUUUUAAUGAAAAGCAGUCUGGUGGCCUAAGUGAUGAUGGACUUUAGGCCUGUGGUUGUGUGAAGUGGCUGUUGCUUUACAGUGUAGGGUGGUGUCUGGCUCAUCCAGCCCACUAAUUAAUUCAGUUUGAUUGGAUCUUUACAACAUUAUGAACUGAUGUUCUAGUUACCAAGGCAAAAACUAUUGCUUCUUUCAGAGGAUUAGGUGCCAUUUCACUAUGUGGGAAAAAAAUGUCAAAUGUGUUUCAUUGAUUUUACUUUGUUUGUAGGCCUUGAACAAUGGUGAGGAGAAAGAUCAUUCAGCUUAAUUUGCAUCAACCAGCCAUUUAAAUACUCAAAGGUAUAUAGCUAUCAAGUGAUGUACUUAAUUAUUUAUACUAUAUAAUUAAGAGCCAAAAGCUUUCGUAGAAGUACAGCAAGUCAGAAAUCUGAAAUGCCAGGGUAUUUCAUGGUGAGUGUGUAAAAUGCACCAGUUAAUCCUAAUUAUGAGUUCAGAUGGAUUGGGGAGGGGGCAAUACAGAUGGUGAUGAGGCAAUCGAGCACCUGGACUGCCGCAGUGGGUAUUUAAAAGGAUGUUGCGUCAGAGAGGCUCUCUGUUUGUUACACUUCCUGUCACUUGACAUGGUCCAUCAUAUGGCUGGGCAAUUAAUUGAAAUUAAUCAAAACCAACAUUUGGAAUCUCUAAUCAAUGUAAUCUUGCCCAUGUGGUUUACUUCAUUUUUAAAAAAUUCUGUUAAUACUUUCCCCACUGUUCGUUUAUGUCCUUUCCCCUUAGAAACAUACUACCGCGUGUGUUGUCACAUGACUCCGCCGUGUCCAGUCUGCAACAUGGAAACAUGGAGAACUCAAACACUGAGUGGACCGACUGAGCAACUCCAGCAUCUUGUACCAAAGAAAAAUGCUGUGUCUGUUGUCUGAACACAUUGUGGGUCUAGUGAAGACUGCAACAAAAAGAGGUCAAAUGGAAACACUGUGGAAAAACCGUUCUAGCUACUAAAGGCCUCCAUGAUGCUCUUCAGAUAUCCUGAAGAAUGUGACUAUUUAGGGCCAAGGAUGGGUGUACUCCCCCCAGAAUGGGCAGGAGCACCACCUCCAGAGGGCCAUAUCAGCCCAGCAGGUGUACGGGGAGAAGCGGGACAACAUGGUCAUCCCCGUACCGCAGGCGGAGAGCAACAUCGCCUAUUACGAGACGCUCUACCCUGGGGAGUUCCGGAUGCCCAAGCAGCUCAUUCACCUACAGCCGUUUAGUCUGGACACAGAGCAACCAGACUAUGACCUGGAUUCGGAAGAUGACGCGUUUCUGAACAGGCUGAAGAAGAAGAUGGAGAUCACUCCUCUGCAGUUCGAGGAGAUGGUAGACCGUCUGGAAAAGGGUAGCGGGCAGCAGCUGGUGACCCUGCAAGAGGCCAAGCUGCUGCUGAAGGAAGAUGACGAGCUCAUCCGCGAGGUGUUUGAGUACUGGACGCGCAAGCGGAGGCCCUCUGAGAGCAUCUCCCUCAUCUCCGGCAUCAAGCAGGAGAAGCGUGAUGGUUCCAGCACCAACGAUCCCUAUGUGGCCUUCCGUCGAAGGACGGAGAAGAUGCAGACGCGCAAGAACCGCAAAAACGACGAGGCGUCGUACGAGAAGAUGCUGAAGCUGCGCCGGGAUUUGAGCCGGGCCGUCACCAUCCUGGAGAUGAUCAAGCGCAGGGAGAAGAGCAAGCGGGAGCUUCUGCACCUCACGCUGGAGAUCGUGGAGAAGAGGUACAGCAUGGCCGACUUCGGCGGCGAGGUCAUGGCGGAGGUGCUGGCCCAGAGGGCCCUGGUGAAGCCCACAUACACCAUUCCCAUCAUUCCACUGUCCAGCAGCAACCAGUACAGGCACCAGGAUCACAUGGAGAUGGAGUACAAAGCUAAGCCCGAGAAGACAGAAGUCGUCAGGACGAAACGGAAAUAUGAGAAGAAGCCCAAAGUCUUACCACUGUCGGCUUCUGCACUGCAGCAGACAAGUCCGUCCGUGUUCAGUGUCAAGGACCUGAACCAGUACGAUUUUCCCAGCUCAGACGACGAGCCCUUUUCCCAGCAUAUUCAAUCAGGUUCCUCCGAUGUCGAGGAGGAGAAUGACCCAGACGGGCCCUUCGCUUUCCGGAGGAGGGCAGGCUGUCAGUACUACGCUCCUCGAGACGCCCAGGGUGCCAGCGGCUGGCCGUGGUGCAGCCCUUCCGAAGGAGGUCUGGGCGACGUGCUCUACAGAUACUGCCUCACCUCUCUGUCGGUGCCCAGGCGCUGCGUGGGCUUAGCACGCCGGCGAAUCGGCCGGGGGGGCAGGGUGUUACUGGACAGGGCUCAUACGGACUUUGACGAUUCGAUCGACGGGCCAGAUCCAGAGCGGCUGGUCCCCUUGCCCCGCAGCCUGGCUGAAGACCCCGCCGGUACCUCAGACACAAAUACCUCCGACAGAGGCCCCUCUCAUGACCUCAACCGCGUCCUGUCCAACAUCAAAGCGUCCCGCCGGAGACACUUCCGCCCCCGGACGCCGCCGCCACACAGUGUGCAUGGAGGGGAGGCCCAGUCCCAUCGCCCAUGCCAGGGAUUGAGCCGACUGUCUGCAGCACAAUCCGGAACCUUGGCAGGGGGACCUCCGUCUCAAAACCGGAGGGGUGGGAGCACUGCGGCAUUCCCUGCUGUCACGGCUGAACAGUACCAGCAGCACCAAGAGCAGCUGGCCCUCAUGCAGAAACAGCAGCUGGCGCAGACGCAGCUGCAGCUCAGCAGCAGCACGCAGGGUUCUGUGUCGAAGACGCUGGACUCUGUCAGUGCCCAGUUUGCUGCCUCCGCUUUGGUGACAAAAGAGCAGCUGAUCAGCUCCAAGCCCAAAGAGGAGGUGGUGCUGGGAGCCGGUGUCAAUGGUGUGGUCCAGGCCUCAGGAGUCUACAAGGGCUUGCAUCUCUCUAGCACUACGACAGUCCCGCCUCCCGUGAGCCAGCCAGUGGCAGCCGUCUUCGCCUUCCCCCAGCCAGCCACGAACAGCAGCAGCAAUGCCGUUGCCAUUUCUGCCAGCGAGCCUGCUCACCACACGCCCGCCGCCAACUCCACUACUCAGGUCCUGAUCGGGAACAGUGUGCGCUUGGGUGUGCCCCCUCCAGGGGGCGCUGUCGGCACCCUGAACACGCGGCAUCCACCCAGGACUAUGGGCGCGGUCCCGUCUGCCUUAAAGCUGGCCGCGCCCACGAACUGUCAGAUGCCCAAGGUCGCCGCCUCAUCAUCCAUGGACAUGGUGCCAAGGGAAAAGCAUGAGCAGGAGAAGGCAGCACUGAACAGUAUAGCGGACACCACGGUGGUCAUGGAGGUGACGUAGUGGCAGGUGGCCCUGCUCGCGGGGGCCCCCUCUAGGUGCUGUGCAUCGUAGCAUUCGGACCGUGGUGGCGUGCAGUGCGGCGUCUCCAUGGCGACCCCCGGGACUUAAUGGCAAUUCUCAUCUCUCACGCUUUUAAUUUUUUUUUGUUUUGUUACUGUUAAUAGGAGGAAAUCUGCGACUGUAAAUACGAAUAUGGCAAUUAUAUGUACAGUACUGCAUAUUUGUAAUAUCCCUUGUAUAUACGUUACUUGAAUACAGAACCGUUCAUUUGUGAUGUUUUGCACUUGGGAAAAAAAUAGAAAACUGGUGAGUGAGACGAGAGGGUUGUACAGAGAUAUGUCAUCACGUUGUGCAUGGUGAGCAACCUGCUGUUUUAUCUAUUUAUUGUGCUGUGUUUACAGGUUUUUUUUUUUUUUUUUUUUUUUUUUUUUUUUUUUUUUUUUUUUUUUUUUGUACACUGUACCCUCAUUGGUUCCUGUGCUGUAGUGAAUGUUAGGUAGCUAUGGACUCCUGUAAUUUUGUAUAUCGUGAAUUUUGGCUCGGUCCCCCUUGGGCUCCUGAGGUUUCUGUGUAGUGUGGAUUCAGUGGUGACAUAUGGAAUUGGCAGGUUUGGCGGGGGGGGGGUUGGGGGUGCUGCGAUUUGUUAGUGGGUAACCUUACGUAGUGGGAUCUUCCAUUUAAAUUGUCCCGACACAGGUAAUAAACUAAGAAGGGGGUUCUGGGCCUGAAGCCGGCCCUGCGUCUGAAGUAACACAAGCACUAUACUCCUUAUCGUGAUCAUUGCUGCUUUUCUAUAACCUGGGUCCCUGGUUUUCAUGACAUGGAGUCCCGAAUGCCUUUUUAAUCCCCUCAUUUUCUUUUGUAAAACACAGAUUGAGUUAUUUUUGUAUUUUUUUUCUCCUUGUGGUAAUGACUAUGCGUCUCGUAUCGAAAGACUUCAUUCUUUUGUUACUCGUUCAUGAAAAAGGAUAAAAGGGAGAUGAAUGGCAGUAAUUGUAUGUGUAUCAUCAUUCCAAUUUCUUAAAAAAGAGAGAAAAAUUACAAAAAAAAAAACAAAAGAGAAAAGCCAGCUUUUUCCUUUUUAAAAAUUCUCCAGAAAGCUGCAAGGCCAGAACCACAAGUAUUUGGGUGCCUUCCUUUGGAAUGACUUAUGCUCUCUUCUGUGAAGAGUAUGGUACUUUAAAACAAGGCUACUAGUAGUUUUUGUCAGUACCACAUCCUGAAUGCCCAGUCCAAUGGCAUCACUUAACCCUUGAGGUUUUCUAAUCCCACCUGGAAAAUGAAAAUGUGACCGAACUCUCACAAAAAAAUAAACCCCAGGGCAUUAUAUGUUGACCAGCAGA